AUGGCUGUCGAGCUGUCUGAGCUUCUCGACCUGGAAGCCGAAAUCGCAACCCUAAGGCGGGCGUGUGAGGAGCCAACGGCGCCAUUGAAAGAGACCUCUGGAACCAGGAAAUUAUUGAAAAAUAUAUAUCAAUCAGAGUCUGAAGGAUGGGAGCCUUCAAAAGACUUGAGAAGACAGGUUGGACAUUUAGAAUCAGAACUUGCGCUUCUAAGUACGCUUGUUGGCAUCAACAUAAAAAAAUACUCAAAGAAAACGGAGGACAUCCCAAGCACUGAGAUGACACAAAGAAAUAUAAGACAAGUUCUACAAAGACACAGAUUAUCAGGAAGUUGCCGUAUGGUUACAUUUCAACUUGAGUUUCAGAUUCUGGAAAUUCAGAAUGAGAAGACUUUAUCUUCUGUUAUUACUGACCUGAACAUAAUAGUGGAGCCCACAGAGUAUUCAGAAUUAAGUGAAUUUGUAUCCAGAGCAGAAGAAAGAAGAGACCUUUUCAUGUUUUUUAGAAGCCUGCACUUAUUUGUGAAGUGGUGUGAAUUUCGUAAGCGCACAUUUAAACAUUUCAAGGAUAAAUAUGAUGAUAAUAUACAUAUGCCUACAAGACCAGAGUCCUGCUACAUGGGAAUCCAGAGUCCCAGCCAACCUGGAUUUGAAUUAAUAAUCAUUUGGAGGAUUCAAAUGGAUGACAAAGGGAAAGUUUUGCCAACAUUGGAUCUUUUAAACAAAUUCCCAAAGCAAGCCCUGAAGCUGGACAGAAAGGCAGUUACAGCAAGCGCUCCUCACAGCUUCCGCACCCUGCUAGGAAUGCUUGGAAUUGAAGCCUCUCUAGAAAGCCUGAUACAUUCAUUUUUGAAUACAAAAGAAUAG
Molecule: messenger RNA, 864 nt
Organism: Chrysochloris asiatica (Cape golden mole)
Lineage: Eukaryota; Metazoa; Chordata; Mammalia; Afrosoricida; Chrysochloridae
Gene: CENPP
Product: centromere protein P
Exons: 10
Coding region: 1-864 (287 amino acids)
Biological process (GO): CENP-A containing chromatin assembly
Cellular component (GO): chromosome, centromeric region; nucleus
Source: RefSeq, a predicted model, not a curated record